UCUUUUUUAAAUUCCUGUCUAUAAAUGCUUCAUAAAUCAUUUAAAAAGCCAACCAUCUUUUCAUAAGAGAGAGAGAGAGAGAGAGAGAGAGAGAGAGAGAAAGGUUCCAAUUUUGAAGAUUCUUUUUGGGUUUUAUUUACAUAUUGCAGAACUUUCUUCCUUUUUUAAAAAAAUUGUUUUGGAUUCGUUUCGUUGCUGCUGAGUUUUCGUUGAUCUCUGGGCUUUGUUGCCCUUUCGCCAUUGAAAUCCAUGAUCUUCAGCACCUCAUGGACUCAUCUCCAGUGCACACCACUUCUUCACUCCAUGAACAAGAAGAUGAGUGGGGUAUACUAACUCUCUCUCUCUCUCUGUGUUUGUUUGCUGGGAAAAUUCUGAUAAAUGGGAGAAAUUUGGAUCCUUAUCAAAAAGAUCGUUUUUUUAUUAACACUGAUGGAUUUGUGAUUCCGAGCUUGGGAAUUGAAGAACCAUAUGAAACUAAAGCUGAUACUUCAGAUGUAGAAACAUCAAAAUCGUAUUCGCAGCAGACCAAAAAAGAAGAGAACAUCUACUUGGGACCGCAUGGUGCGCCGCCAUCACAAUCAAGGCAGCAGGAGCUGAAUCUGUCCACUCGUAAGCAACGGUUCAAACAGAAACUAAAGGAAGCUGAUAAAAGGGUCAGCGGGACAGGCCGGGAGAACAAGGUGGAAAAUUUGAAAGAGCUUGUUGGUGGUGGGAAAGCAAGCCCCAACAUGUCCAAGGGUUCCCCUAGGGAUUGGCUAGACCCACAUUGCAAUGAAUCAGAAUUUGAGAAGCCAUACCCUCAGUGAAUCGGAGCUUUUCUUAGCUUAAGAUAUUUAUCGGUGCAAAGUUCAACGUUCCAGCACCAUUUAUUAUAAGUCUUUAUCUUGUAUGCAAGCAAAUUAUCGAGCUUAUGUAUUUUGACAAUAAUCUAUCAACCAAGCCAUUUGGUUUUGGUACUAAUGAGAAGACAUUGAAAGAUAUAUUUAUAAAA
Gossypium raimondii (Peruvian cotton) is the source of this 991-nucleotide messenger RNA. RefSeq lists its product as uncharacterized. The transcript is spliced from 3 exons. NCBI's taxonomy places the organism in Eukaryota, Viridiplantae, Streptophyta, Magnoliopsida, Malvales, Malvaceae. The record is from RefSeq and is a predicted model, not a curated record. The coding region runs from base 267 to 806 and encodes 179 amino acids.